Molecule: messenger RNA, 3266 nt
Organism: Sturnus vulgaris (Common starling)
Lineage: Eukaryota; Metazoa; Chordata; Aves; Passeriformes; Sturnidae
Source: RefSeq, a predicted model, not a curated record
CUGGGCGAGCUGGAGCGGCGGCGGGCCCAGGACAUGAGAGACGUGGAAAGCUACAUGGGCCAUGUCCGUACCCUGAUGGAAGAGCGGGAUGCCAUUGCCUCUGAAUAUGAGAAGGAAAAUGAGCAGCUCAGGUUGGAGCUGGAACAGCUACACCUGCAGCAGGUUCCACAGGGAAGAGCUGGAGGGGGAGCCAGCAACACCUGCAGGAGUUGUGGGAGAUCUGGAAGAGGCCCCACAGAGGCUGGUGGAGUCCCAAGCAGAUAUCCAGAGGGUGGCAGAGGGGCUGGAUACACCAAGCAAAGAGCAGAGUGGAGCAGACAGGACUGAGCUGCAGAGGGCCAUGGAGCACAACAGCCGACUGGACAAGGAGAUCCUGGCACUGCGGGCACGGGUCCAGAUGCUCGACUUGGAAAGGAAAGCGUUCCUGGAGCUGGUGGAGCAGCUCAAGGAGGAGAUCUGUGAGUACCAGCGGAGCGAGAGGCCAGAGCCUCCGCGGGCCGAGGGAGUCGGAAUGGCCUCACUGCAGGCACAGGGCACACGGGAAGAAGCAGGAGCUGGUGGAGACACUGGGGCCAGCAGAAUUGCCCCAUAUGAAGAACAUGGAGAUCAGGGUGUUGAAACUCUCCACAAAAGGUGCUGUGAAGCCAUGGAGAACAUUGAGGGCAGGAAUUCCCAGCUCCUUCACAAGCUGCAAAAACUGGAGCAGGAACGUGAGGGCAAUGAGGAGCUGGAAUCAAUUCUGGGAGAGACCCAGAUCCAAACCAAGCAAGAGAAGCAACAGCUGGAGAGCGAGGUGGAGGGACUGCACCAGAAAAUCACCUCUUUGGAAACAGAGUUGUUUGAGGUGCAGAAGAACAAAAGUGAGAUGAUUGGGAACGAGCAGGUGACAUCUGGAACUCAGGAGAUGCAGGAGAUGCUGGAAAGCUGUCAGGAAACGAUAGACAAGUUGGGGAGUCAGCUGGGAGAGAGGAGAGAAAGGAGAAAACAACUGGCAUCUGAGCUGGAGUUGCUGUGGGAAGACUUGAAGGCUGAGAAGGUGGUUCUGGGCAGCCAGGCCUCUGAAGUCCUGCAAGACAGAGAACAGAGUCCCAAAGCGGAGCAGAAACAGGAAGAUCCCUGUGCAGAUGCAAAGACCUAUGAGGAACAGAUGGCUAAAGUAGUGUUUUUGGAAGAACAGAUCAAAAACCUGAGGGAAGAACAAGAUCUGCUCUGCUCUGAAUUACUAGAGAGCAACAAGAAGAAGGAGGAGCUGGAAAAGCAGCUCAAAGAGAGCAAUGAAGAGAAACAGAUGCUGCUUGAAGAAAUUGCUCUGCUCAAACGUGACGUCCGGAGUGUCUGGGAGCAGGGCCCCAGCGGAGACAUGAGGAGGAUGACCCCAGGCUUGGAGCAGAGGGAGAACAGGUUUCUCCCAUGGCAGAGCUUGGCAGGCAGUUUAGAGGGGAGCCUUAAACAGGGUCUGUCUGAGGAGAGGUUCCAGCAGCAGGAGGAGAAGCUGCAGCAGCUGCGCCAAGACCUGCGGCGGGUGCAGAACUUGUGCAGCUCUGCCGAGAGGGAGCUCAGGUAUGAGAGGGAGAAGAACACCGACCUCCAGAGGCAAAAUCUGCUGCUCCAGCAGGAAUGCACCAAGGUCAAAGCUGAGCUGAAGCAGGCCCGGGCCAAACUCUCAGAUACCACGGAAACAUGUUCCUCCCUCUCAGCACAGUGGGAGAGGAGCCAGCAGAAGGUCAAGGAGCUGGAACUGGAGCUCUCCAAGUGCUCUCAGGCUGAUAAGCUCCAGAGCAACCUCCAAGAGAGGCUGGCCCAGGAGAAAUCCAGAGCAGGAGAAGCACAGAAGAAGGUCUCAAAACUCCAGCAAAAGCUGAAGGAUUCCCAGCACCAGCUGCUGUUGGCAGAGGCCCGUGUUUCUGAUAAGAAGCUUCUGGAAGAGGAGCUGAAGGAAGCUCGGGAAAAUGAAGCUCGAGUGCAGCAGGAACUUCACGAGGAGCAGCUGAAAAGGAGGCUCCUGGAGCAGCAGGUGGAGGAGCUGCGGCAGCAGCUCCGGCAUUCCCAGGAGACAGAGGCGUCACUGGCCAAGAUGCAUGUGGAGCUCCAGGCCAAGACCCUGCACGUCCUGGAGGAUGACAAGAAGCUGGAUGCUGGUGAGCAUGUGCAGUGCCAGAAGGAAAACCAGAAGCUCUCGGAGCAGCUGGCACUGCUGAAGGAGGAGAACAAAGCUCUGUAUGAAGAAGGUGUCCGACUCCUGAACCAGAAGGAUCUCUAUGUCAGGAAAUACAAUGAGAUGCAGCUCCGGCACAAGGACAAGAUCCGCAGGGCCAAGGAGACCUUCAUCCACGAGGUGAAACAGAGGGACAGUAGGAUCAAACAGCUGGAAAAUGAGCUCAGUGAGUCAAAGCUCCAAGUGGAAAAGGGGAAGGUGCUGAUUGCCCAGAUCACUGCUGAGAAUGAGAAAUUACUCCAGGAGAGGCGACAGCUCCUCCAAAAAAUAUCAGAGCAGGAGGAGUCCCCUUGGAGCCUCCGGUCUGGGAUUCCCUCCCUGCAGAGCAGAGGGAGGAUCCCGGAGGAGGAGAACGCCCGGCUGCAGGACAAGCUCCAGCUCUGCAGCCAUGUGGCCACCUCCCAGCGCCUUGCCAGGAGCAGCCCUGCUCCCAACACAGAGGACUCGAAGAUUGCUCCUGGCUCUGAACGCCAACCACAGAGUAAGGUGUUGCCACCUCCUCGUGCCAGCUUCCCAGCCCAAGAUGUCCCAGAGUCCCUUGGCGCCCUGAAGGCCCCACAGAACAUGAAACCUGAGGGAGAGGCUGAGAGCCAGGAUUCUUCCUUCUGCCUGUCUCCCUCGCAGCCUUCGGAGAUCGGGUACCUGAAUGUGGCCUCUCCUGGUGACAGCACAGCCCCCACGGCCUCACCUCUGCAGGACGAGAGCCUUGGCUCUGAGAACUUCUGAGCUGGGAAUGUUGGUGCAGCCUUACCUGAACUGCAGGACUUGGGCUCCUAGGGCCAUGGGAUGACAGAACCUGCAAAGAAAAUUGCCAAAUGGACUGACCCCGUGAUUUGUGGGAUAUAUUCCAACUAAAUAGUUCCACAGCUUUCUUUUACUUGCCCACCUGUAAAUGUGUGUGUGAUCCCAGAUCCACUGGAGGCUGGAAUUUGUAGAUGAACUCAGUACAGUGGUAGAGGGGUGGGGUGAAGGGUGUUUUCCCUCAAGUCUAGUUCCCUGUCCAGUCCAAAUCUAUAAAUUUUGAAAUAAAACUUGGAGAAGUUCCCUUUUA